Bacillus rossius redtenbacheri is the source of this 1922-nucleotide messenger RNA. It is a transcript of the gene chic, whose product is annotated as profilin. The transcript has 4 exons. The record is from RefSeq and is a predicted model, not a curated record. Gene Ontology annotation, cellular component: cell cortex. Lineage: Eukaryota; Metazoa; Arthropoda; Insecta; Phasmatodea; Bacillidae. Gene Ontology annotation, molecular function: actin monomer binding. The coding region runs from base 464 to 844 and encodes 126 amino acids.
AGCAAAACUUUUAAAUAUGCCAGUAUUUAUAUUCUUAAAAAAUUAUAGUUCAAAAUGACUUUAAAUUUUUGCUUUUUUCAAUUUUUUUAACCUAGCAAGUAUCUGUUCGAAAAUGAUAAAUGAUUUUUUUUCUUGAUGAAUUGUACUGUAGCGGUUUCUAGCGGCACCUGAAAAUAUCUUUGUAUUUAAGUCAAGUUAGUUUCGCAAAAAAUGUAGUUCAUACUCAAUUGAUAUUUAUUUUUAUAACCAUCUUUAUCUUUAUAACGUAUGUAUAAUAAGAAACAUUAAUUUUCUUAGUUAUUUAAACAGGUGAAACAUACAUACUUCAAUUUUCUGUGAAAAUUGAGUGGAAGGAUACAUUGCUCUAUUGAGGUGUGCAGUAGUUCUUCGCACAGCGGUAGUGAUCGGACGAAGUCGGUGUGCGGUUAAUAGUGUCCGACGGAAUCUUAAUUUUUAGUGAACGAUGAGCUGGCAGGAUUAUGUUGAUAAGCAAUUGCUUGCUUCGAGAUGUGUUACUAAAGCAGCAAUUGCAGGACAUGAUGGGAAUGUGUGGGCCAAGUCAGAAGGAUUUGAGGUUUCUAAAGAAGAGAUAGCAAAGCUGGUUCAAGGGUUUGAGAAGCAGGAUAUACUGACGUCGUCAGGAGUGACGCUGGCGGGUAGCCGCUACAUCUACCUGUCUGGCACGGACAGGGUGAUACGAGCCAAGCUGGGCAAGGUGGGGGUGCACUGCAUGAAGACACAACAAGCCGUCGUAGUUUCUUUAUACGAAGAUCCCAUCCAGCCGCAGCAAGCCGCCUCGGUAGUGGAGAAGCUCGGAGACUACCUGGUGUCCUGUGGAUACUAGAGAUAAUAUGUAAAGAACUGUUCUCCUGGGUGAUUAAGCAAACUUCAGAGCAGAAAUGGUCUUUAUUUGUCAAUACAGCGAACUGUUACGUGCAUCAUGGUUCCGGCUAAAUUUGGUUUGAGUUGAAACAUUCGAGGACAAAAAAAAAUUAUAUGGAUUGUGUUUUUAAUUGGUAAACCUGCAAGAAGCAAGCUAUUGAGCUAUCAGGCUUUCGGCUCCUUAUCUUGGUGCAUGACUGCAUUCCUCCGAAGCACAUCUUGAAGCGUGGCUGGGAAGAGGCAAGAUGUGCUUCGUUGGAACUUACGUAUAAAAAUAUUUGGACAAAGUUUUUUGUAGCAUAUUAUAGAAUGCCCAUUGCAUUUGAUACCAAGUUGUUACAGUUUUUAUAAUUCUAGUCUGCUCUUUCUAACCCCUGUCUUGUCCUUGCUAUGUGGAAAAAGAAACUUAAGCUUACAAAAAGAUAGAGAUGUCUUUAAAUCUUUACCUUGCUUUCAACUCAUUGUAUUCAUUCCUCUAUGUUAUGUCAAACGCUUGGAUUAAUUGGUGAAGCUCCCUGGGGCAAGAGUGAUGUGAUGUGAUCUACCAUAUGUUUUUAUGAUGUUUUGCAGACAUUGAGUAUUGAAGAAAACUACAAAAAUGUUAUAUUAAUGCCAAUCUUAGUUUUGUACUAAGUUGUCAUGAUUUAUAUGACAAAUUUAAUUUUUACUACACGGUCUGAUUUAAAAAAGCUUUGUAUACACAUCUCAAGAAGCUGAAAUUUGAAAAGAUGUCGAGUAAAAAAUAAAUUUGUAUAAAGUGAUGUAUUUUUUGGGGGUUUCUGCAGGUUGUAAUGUUAGGCUUUAAGAAAGAAUUUAUCUUCUGUAUCUGUAACAGCAUGUAUGAUUCAUCUGGAGGUUAAUUUAGUUUGGGUGCAUUGUAGACGUGCCAAAUGCUCAGGCUUCAUCAGUGUGUGGCUGUUGUGGAUUUCUACAUUUUGUACAUUUCAAUAUGCUGUAAUACAAUAUUUUGCAUAAUUCUAUUGGAUUGCAGUGUAAUGUUCUCUUUCAGAACCCCCAAUAAAAUUUAUGAACAAAUUUAA